GGCCGUUUUGAGCGGCUCCACAGCGCAGGAAGCCAACGGGGAGGAAAAGCCCCGGAGAUGCCGCACGAGGAGGGGCUGCAAACGCAGCUGGCAGGGAUCUGAGGGGGAAAGAGCCAGCCUGGGCCGGGAAGGCAGCCAGAGACGGAGACGGAGCCAGAGCUCGGAGCUGGUGCUCCAUGAGCAGCUCAAUGAUGGGGAGAAGCACCACACAUGCGUGGGGAGUGUGGGAAGAGCUUCAGGUGGAACUCCGAACUGAUCAAGCACCAGAGGAUCCACACUGGGGAACGGCCCUACGAGUGUGGGGAGUGUGGGAAGAGCUUCAGCCUGAGCUCCGACCUGAUCAGGCACCAGAGGAUCCACACUGGGGAGAAGCCCUAUGAGUGUGGGGAGUGUGGGAAGAGCUUCAACCUGAACUCCAGCCUGAUGAAGCACCAGAGGAUCCAAACUGGAGAAAGGCCGUACAAGUGUUCCGAGUGUGGGAUGUGCUUCAGAGAGAGCUCCAGCCUGAUCAAGCACCUUAGGACCCACACUGGGGAGAGGCUCUAUGAGUGUUCCAUGUGUAAGAGGUUUAAGACCAUCUUCGUUCUCCUCCAGCACUACCGGAUUCACAUGGAGGAGAAGCCCUUCCAAUGCCCCGACUGCGGGAAGGGAUUCAAGUGGAACUCCAAUCUCACCAACCACCGACGCGUCCACACUGGGGAGAGGCCCUACGAGUGUGAUAAAUGCAGGAAAAGGUUUCAGAAUAGCUCCAUUCUCCUCCUGCACUAUCGGAUUCACACAGAGGAGAGGCCCUUCCAAUGCCCCGACUGUGGGAAGGGAUUCAAGCGCAACUCCACCCUCGUCACCCACCGGCGCAUCCACACUGGGGAGAGGCCCUACGAGUGUCCCCAGUGUGGGAAGAGCUUCUCCAGCAGCUCUCACUUGACCCAACACCAACGGAGGCACCACUAAGGGAAGCCCUGUGAGUGCCCUGAGUGCGGGCAGAGCUUCGUGCGCUGCUCCAGCUCCACCCCCCACUGGAGGAGGCACUUUGGGCACAGCCCAGGUGAGCCACAUUCCCUGUGAUCCAUGUUGGGAACACAGCUGGCUGCUUCUACUUUUUGUUUGGCCUUAAUUUUCCUCUACUUCACCUUCAUCCUUUAAAAGCACCCAAAACUGGGUUAGAGGAAGGAAAUUGAUUGAAUAUAUCUCAAGUUCCAUAAUUUCUCAGUUGUUUUAGAGGGAAUUUAGGAUUUGGGGACGUUUUCUGUGUGGAGUGCUGCUGUUGCUAAGAGGCAGGAAUUUAAUCUCACCCUUCUUGUGUUGCUAAGAACUCCUCCCCUGACCCAAACCCCAACUCCACCCUUGGGAUACCAUACAAAAACUCCACGGCCCUUCCUGUGCCCUGUAUUUGGGUGGUAAGAAAUGGAUUCCCAAA
This is a messenger RNA of Melospiza melodia melodia, 1417 nucleotides long. Its product is annotated as zinc finger protein 586-like. Gene Ontology annotation, biological process: regulation of transcription by RNA polymerase II. The record is from RefSeq and is a predicted model, not a curated record. Lineage: Eukaryota; Metazoa; Chordata; Aves; Passeriformes; Passerellidae. Gene Ontology annotation, molecular function: RNA polymerase II cis-regulatory region sequence-specific DNA binding; DNA-binding transcription factor activity, RNA polymerase II-specific.